GUCCCCGGCCUCAGCCCUGUCUGUGUCCCCGCAGUGCCCAUGGCCAAUGCCACCAUCACCCCCGGUCCCCCGGCACUCCAGGUGCGCCCAGGUGACCCCGUGACCCUGCGCUGCUCGGUGCAGGUGGGCUCAGCCCCUGUCACCUUCACCUGGCUGCACAACGGGCACGAGGUGGCCCAGGGUCCCCUCCUGGAGCUUGGGGACAUUGAUGUGGGACAUUCGGGCACCUACCAGUGCGUGGCCACCAACCAGCUGGGACAGGACGGGCACCGCGUGUUCCGGGCACUCAGCCCAGAGCUGGCCCUGGAGGUGACACCACAGGGAACCACUGGACACCACUGGAGCACAGUAGUGGCUGUGAAUGUCGGCAGGACCCUCCUGUACCUGCUCCUGCUCCUGGCUGUCAUCGGGGGCUGUCACUGGUGGCACCGCUGGGACAUCACCCAGACCCCCCCUUAUCCCCACAGGACUCCCCUGAAGGAGAGGGUGGUGCUGGACCCCCACGUUGUGUGCAUCAAGAGUAUGGGGGUUCUGUGGAGUGAACAGGCGGGAGGCCCGGUCGGAGACCGGCACUGCAGGACCGCGCUGGGGGAGUCGGAGGGCAGCUCCAAGGAGUAG
Oenanthe melanoleuca is the source of this 618-nucleotide messenger RNA. RefSeq names its product hemicentin-2-like. The transcript has 4 exons. The coding region runs from base 40 to 618 and encodes 192 amino acids. The record is from RefSeq and is a predicted model, not a curated record. Lineage: Eukaryota; Metazoa; Chordata; Aves; Passeriformes; Muscicapidae.